AUGGGUCACGCGGCACAGACACCGGUUUCUGACUUUUCCGAGGCCUCAUCGUUUUGCUGUGGCGGCGGUGGACCUAGGAAGCGUGUCCGCACCGAAAGCACUGGCAGUACCUUGAGCACACACGCAGAGUCUGCAGCACAAGCAGUCUGCAGACCAACCCACGGCAACCCACCCCCACCCACCAUCCCCAUAUCCAACCCCACGGUGCAGACGAACUACCCCAAGAAGCGCGUGUCGGUAGCCUGCGAGGUGUGCCGAACACGCAAGACGCGCUGCGAUGCCGGCCGGCCAGCGUGCUCGUUCUGUGCGCAGAUCGGGGCCCAGUGCAUCUACCGGACGGUCGAACCUCCCGAGGAGAAGAGGGCUGCAGCCGCAACGCGGAGAGACGUGAAUGUGAGUGGCCAUACCGCUGCGGCAGCAGACACCGGCGAAGUGCUUUCGCGUCUGCACCGCAUCGAGGGUCUGCUGAACGAGAUCCAUAAUCGACAAGAGGACAGCAUCCAAGCCGCCGUGCACGUGCAGGCAUCGACAAGUCCGUCAGCACGGAUCGUUCCCCAGUCGACAGACACGGCCGCCACUGUCGUGACCACAGCUGACACCACCUAUUCCCCCUCCUACGAUCAUGUGCCUCGCCUGCCGCUGCGGACCCAGCCCCGUGUCGGGAGCCUUUCCUUUGAGGGCAUUGCACGCCUCGAUGGCCACCCAUGCCCGCCAGCCUUGAUUCCCAUGGCGCGCAUCGGCAGCGACGAUGACAUUGAGACUGAGUUUCUGCAGGGCGAGGCGCUGAUGGCAGGACCAGCGUCACCGUCGGCUGAUGGGAGUGGAAACAGCGACGCCGGCACCGACGCCGACUUCGACAUGCGCAACCUGCCAGCAUGGUUGAAUGUCACCCCGCGGCGGUGCUGGCAACUCCAGCAGAUCUUCUACCGGGACGUGCUGCCAUGGUGUCCCAUCAUCGAUCAACAGGUAUGCUCGGCGAUGGUGACACGGACGGUCGAAUCGCGCUUCCACCCGGACCACGUGGAUACCAGUCUGACAUUGCUGGUGCUGGCGCUGGGAGCAUUUGCCGAGGGCCAUCAGCACAGGGAAGACGACGCGCGGGUGUUUCCCGGUCGGGCCUACUUUCGGGCAGCAUGUGCCCUCGUCGACAGCCCACGGCAAGCCGCAUUCCGCAACACGGUGGCGCAUGUGCAGUGCCAUAUUAUGAUGGCGUUCUACUUGCUGUAUGCGAUCCGGCCCAUACAGGCGUUUGAACUCAUUCGACGGGCCUCUGAAAAGGUGAUUCUAUUGUUGCAGCGGCCACGACGAAGCAGCCACCCCGUUGCGGGCAUGCUCGACACACUCCCGGACACCACAGCCGACCCCAGUUACCAGGCACUCUGCCGCAGCUAUUGGGCCUGCUAUCUAAUCGAACACGAGCUACAGGCGUAUGUGUCAUACAGCGCCAAUUUGUUGCGAGACUUUGAGGACGUGGUGCCGCUCCCGAUGAGCGACUAUGAGGAGCCCGGCAUCUACUGGUUUUUGUCCGAGAUUGCUUUGCGGCGGAUCUUUGCCAGACAACGGGGCGGCCGUGGGUGGAACGGACAUACGCUGUUUGAGCCUGUAGUGGCCGGCGAGAUUGCGCUGCAGAUGGCACAGUGGCACAGCAACCUGCCGGCACCAGUUAAGUUUGACCUGGACGAAGUAGCGAGUUCAGAGGCGACGGGCCACGGCAACACGCCUCUUGGGACAGGCACUGGAUCUGGAAUGGGACUGGGAAUGGGGCUGGGAAUGGGACCGGGCGUGGACACGAUGGAUGUGCGGCCGCUGCUCGACCCGAUCAAGGUGUUUCUGCGGGCGCAGUACUACGCAGUGCACGCGGCCCUGUACUGGCAGUACGUGGUGCAGAUGCUGUCCCAGCAGCAGCACGGACAGAGCGACCAGCGGACAGUGGAAGCGGCGGCACUGUCACUGCGGUACUCGGUGGUGCACGUUUUUGCGGUCGAGUCGCUGCUCCAGGGGCGGCAUUUGUUGCUGGUGCCAAACUUGGUAGGGCUCUUGUGCAACGCAUGCUUUUUGCUGUGCUCGUAUGCAGAGCCGGGUCUCGAAGCCAUCCAGCACCCGCGGGCGCGCGAGGCGAUUGUGAUGGCGGUCCGGUGCAUCCAGGCUUGGCAGGCAAACCCGGUGGUGCAGACGUAUGUGACCAAGGUGGAACAGUUAAUGGCAUUAAAAGGAAUUGCGUUGGCGUGA
Molecule: messenger RNA, 2229 nt
Organism: Sporothrix schenckii 1099-18
Lineage: Eukaryota; Fungi; Ascomycota; Sordariomycetes; Ophiostomatales; Ophiostomataceae
Exons: 1
Coding region: 1-2229 (742 amino acids)
Biological process (GO): regulation of DNA-templated transcription
Molecular function (GO): DNA-binding transcription factor activity, RNA polymerase II-specific; zinc ion binding
Source: RefSeq, a predicted model, not a curated record